AUGGCCGACAUUAACGUUGAUGUUCUCGUCAUUGGCAUGGGACCUACUGGUCUCGGUGCCGCCAAGCGUCUGAACCAGAUCAAUGGCCCUUCAUGGCUGAUUGUCGACUCCUCCCACAAGGCUGGUGGUCUCGCCGGUACUGAUGUCACUCCUGAAGGCUUCCUGUACGAUGUUGGCGGUCAUGUCAUCUUCUCCCACUACAAGUACUUCGACGACUGCCUGGACGAGGCUCUCCCCAAGGACGACGACUGGUUCGUCCACCAGCGAAUCUCCUACGUCCGCUACAAGGGCCUCUGGGUCCCCUAUCCCUUCCAGAACAACAUCUCCAUGCUCCCCAAGGAGGACCAGGUCAGAUGCUUGGAGGGCAUGAUCGACGCUGCCCUUGAGCACCGCGUAGCCAACACCAAGCCCAAGAACUUUGACGAGUGGAUCAUCAGAAACACCGGUGUUGGUGUUGCUGAUAUCUUCAUGCGUCCCUACAACUACAAGGUCUGGGCCGUCCCUACCACCAAGAUGCAAUGCCAGUGGCUCGGCGAGCGAGUUGCUGCCCCCGAUGUCAAGACCGUCACCAAGAACGUCGUCCUGAACAAGGUUGCCGGUAACUGGGGACCCAAUGCCACUUUCCGAUUCCCCGCUCGGGACGGUACCGGUGGUAUCUGGAUCGCCGUCGCCGACACUCUUCCCGCCGAGAAGAAGAAGUUUGGCAAGUCUGGUGAGGUCACCAAGGUCGACGCCGCCAACAAGACCGUCACCAUGGCCGACGGCACCACCAUUGGCUAUGGCACCCUAGUCAACACCAUGGCUGUCGACCACCUCGUCGAGAAGAUGGGCAACCAGGAGCUCAUCACCCUGUCCAAGGGCCUCUUCUACUCCACCACCCACGUCAUUGGUGUUGGUAUCCGUGGUGAGCGCCCUGAGCGCAUCGGCGACAAGUGCUGGCUGUACUUCCCCGAGGACAACUGCCCCUUCUACCGUGCCACCAUCUUCUCCAACUACUCUCCCUACAACCAGCCUGAGAAGAACGCCAAGCUGCCAACCCUGUACCUUGCCAAUGGCGAGAAGGCUGCCUCUUCCGAUGCCAAGGAUGGUCCUUACUGGUCCAUCAUGCUGGAGGUCUCACAGUCUGAGCUGAAGCCUGUCGAUGUGGACAACCUGCUCAAGGACUGCAUCCAGGGUCUCGUCAACACCGACAUGCUCAAGCCCGAGGACGAGAUCGUCUCGACCUACCACCGUGCCUUUGACCACGGAUACCCCACUCCCUCUCUGGAGCGUGAGGGUGUCCUGACGGAGCUCCUGCCCAAGCUCCAGGACAUGGGCAUCUACUCUCGUGGCCGCUUCGGCAGCUGGAGAUACGAGGUCGGCAACCAGGAUCACUCUUUCAUGCUGGGUGUUGAGGCCGUCGACGCCAUCACCAGCGGGGCUGUCGAGCUGACUCUCAACUACCCCGACUUUGUCAACGGCCGACGGAACACCGAGAGGCGUCUGGCCCAGGCCUUUUCCUACGGAGCUCAGCCUCUGCCUACCCGCGAGAGGAACUAA
Molecule: messenger RNA, 1539 nt
Organism: Trichoderma gamsii
Lineage: Eukaryota; Fungi; Ascomycota; Sordariomycetes; Hypocreales; Hypocreaceae
Product: UDP-galactopyranose mutase
Exons: 5
Coding region: 1-1539 (512 amino acids)
Molecular function (GO): oxidoreductase activity
Source: RefSeq, a predicted model, not a curated record